UUCUGGUGUUUUCUACCAUUUUUGUACACUCGCCUCACUGAUCGUCUGCAGGAGUCAUAUUUUGUGCUCACAGCUCUCGAUAAAGUCUUUGUGCUACGUUUCAAGCAAAUCCAAGUUCUCGAGGUUACUUUGGCAAGAUGGUUGGUGUGUUUCUAGCCCUGCUGGGUUGGAUUGAGCUAAGCCCAGCUCCUUACUUUGCUUACCUAAUAGGAACGACGGAACCAGCUUUGAGGCUGCUUAUCUCAAUUCUACUGGGGUAUCCACUGGGAUUUGUGUAUAAUAAUUACAUUAAAAAAGAAUACCUACAAUACCAAAACCUAUUUUUCAUCGCCACAGGCUUGGAUAUUGCUAUUUAUAACUUCGGAUGGUCUCUUUACCACAAUUUUAUUCCAGGGAUAGUUAUUUAUUUGUCUACAAAGUUAUUGGGCCCCACAAAAUACAAUGUGAUUUUCACGUUUGUCUUUAAUAUGACGUAUUUAUUAGCUGGCUAUGUAAUGACGGAAUCAGAAGAAUACGACAUAACAUGGACUAUGCCCCAAUGCGUCCUCACACUUAAACUUAUAGCUCUGGCCUUUGAUUUAUGGGACGGACAGACAGUAGAAGAAGAGCCGCUCAAAUUUGAUGGUUAUCAGCAAAUGCCUCUAAAAUCGUCACCAACCUUUGAACAGUUGAUGGGAUUUAUAUAUUUUCCGGCCUGUUUUCUUGUGGGACCAAUUUUUUCCUACAGAAGGUACCUGGACUUCGUCGAAGAUAAAUUCCCUGUAGCUAGAGAACAUGAAUUUAUAAAAACGGAAGCACUUAAACGACUUGUGCUCGGCUUGGGCUACCUGUGCGCAUUUCAAGUUGGAACAUAUGUAUUCAGUAUGAAGUACAUGCUAUCUGAUGCCUUUUGGGACACGUCGAUAAUUUACCGUCACGUCUACUGCGGUCUAUGGGCUCAUUUUGCUUUGUAUAAAUACAUCUCAUGUUGGCUGCUCACUGAAGCCUCAUGCAUUCGCUUCGGUCUCUCCUACAACGGCGUUAUGAUGACAGUGAGCGGUGCAGUGUCGAAGUGGGAUGGCUGUAGCAAUAUAAAGCUAAUGAGGUUCGAAUGCGCGACAAAAUUCCAACACUACAUCGAUAGCUUCAACUGCAAUACGAAUAACUUCGCAGCUAAAUACGUAUAUAAAAGGCUCAAAUUUUUAGGUAACCGUAAUUUAAGCCAAGUUUUCACUUUGUUAUUUUUAGCUCUCUGGCACGGUACUAGAUCAGGUUACUACGUUACAUUCUUGAACGAAUUUCUCAUCAUCUACAUGGAAAAGGAUGUAGAAGCUAUUCUUUCCAAAACUGAAAUUUAUCACACUAUCUGGAAAUCGAAAGCUAAGUAUCUUUUAUAUGUACUUCUCAAGGCGUACACAAUAGUAUUCAUGGGUUGGAGCUUAGCUCCUUUCGAUUUGAAAGUUUACACCAAGUGGAUUCCACUUUACUCCAGUCUCUAUUAUUCGGGCUUUCUAAUAUUUUUGCCAUGGGGUUUUGCAUAUAAACCACUAGUUGUGAAGCUAAUUAAAAAGUAUACACAAUCUCAAUGAGGUUAGUAUUGACAUGGUUAAAUGCGGCAGUUAGGUCAUGAUUAGGUUGUUAAACUGGGUUUUAAUUCAUGAAUCCAUCCUUAGCUACCUAAACAUAGUUUUGCAAUAACCACCUGAGCUGUCACAUAUUCACCAAGACCGCUUAAGCUUAAUUCAGUUGUACACAAUUUCUACAGUGAAAAUGACAGAUCUAUCGACCGAAAUUAAUCAAUCAAUGCUAUCUAUCUGGAUGAUCAGUGAGAUGGUAGGUACAAUAUCGCUAUUAUAAAGUCACGGGGUUAUGCAAAUAUUUUUUAAGUUAUCUUAGUUGUAUAUAAUGAAUAGUCUAGUGCAUGAAUUUGACUGUAAGCCAAUAGCUGAUUUAAAUUACUUUGGGUUGUUCUAAAUGUAUCUUGCCUUAUUGCUCUCCAAAAAUAUUUUGAUAGUAUAAAAUAAACUUAAUGAAAUUUUGUUAUAUUUAAAAAUGAAAAUGGUACUUUACUUAAUUGCUACUAUAGGUUUAGCACAUAACUGAGGAGAGUACAUACAGUUGUCACAAGUUGAUGAAUCACUCCACUGUAGAUCGUUUCAAGGAAUAGUUCCUAUGGCGUUAUGUUGGCUCCCCUGUCUGGUCUAAGUCAUUGGCACCAUAUGGCAUGAGAAAACCAGACUUUGUUUAUUUUCAUUUAAUUUUCCUGAAUGAAUGAAAUGAAAAUAAACAAAAUCUGCGUCUUCUCAUGCCAAUUAUGGUGCCAAUGAAUUAGACAAACAGAGGAGCCAACAUAACGCCAUAGGACCUAUUCGUUGAAACGAUCUAUACCGCAGGAACCUAUUCAGUUAUGCGUUAUACCUGUAAUAAACGUCAUGAACUAAUAUUGUCACUAUUAGGGCCAGCACAGAUAAUUUUGUCUAAGCUAUUGACGGGCUGGUCCCGAAACUAGCGGAGUUUACUUAAAGCCAGAGGGCGAAAUAACAAAGUUAUUUAAAGUUAUGUCAAGUUUAAUUAUUAUAAUUAAUGGACAAAUGAAAAUAGAGUAUAUAGAAUUAUUAUUAUUAAUGGUUUAGUCUAGACAGCAGUAAUUUAUUUAACUUGUGUAAAUAGCUCUAGUUGUCUGAAUUGAAAUUGAAUUAAAAUUUACCCAUACUUAAGUUUAUUGCAAAGUUUAUUGGUAAAUGACCAUGUUGAUAUAAAAUGAUGUGUUUGUGUGGAAGUGCCUCACGGUUGUUCGGCCGAGGCAACUUGUCGCCAGAUAAACCUGAAGCAUGUCCAUUUCUACGGAUUAUCUGGCUCGUGAUAAUGCCAUGCACGCCUAUAAGUCUGGUGAAUAUUUAUCAAAAUUAAUUAUUAUUAUUGGAUAAAUUAAAAUAGAUUGUAUAGGAUUAUUUUUAUUAUGUCAUAAUGGUUUAGAAUAGACAGCCAGUAAUUUAUUUAACUUGUGUAAAUAGUUAUAGUUGUCUAAAAUGAGAUUGAGUGAAAAUCUAAAUUUACCCACGCUUAGGUUUAUUAUGAAGUCUAUUGAUAAAUGAGCUAUAAAACUUUGCGGUUCUUUGAAUAUUUAUUAUUUUAGAUAAGUACUCACCAACUAUUGUUUACCUUAUGUCUAGUAAAUCUUAAUUUGGGUUGCAAAUAAUAUAAUGUCGUUAACACACAAAUAGAUGUACUAGAUUCUUUUGAUUUACUAUACUUAUAGCGAACACUCGGGACUGCUCCCGUGGGCAUUUCGGAAAACCUUUCCUUUUUCCUCGUGUAGAUUAUUGAGGGAAUCUGUGCAAUAUUGCUUUCUAGGUCCAAAGGUUGAGUUUAAUCAGUCUAUGAGUAAGCGUAAUUUAUUUUUUAUUUUUAGAUAUCUUUACUUAUAUUGUAAGGAGGUAAAAUUUGUUAGUUUGGGAAAACAUUACCCUCCUGAAAAAGUGUAAAAUGUCUGGUAAAAUUUUUUUUAAAUUGAUUGAUAACUUUUAGUGCAUCCAUACAUUUACUAUUGUACCAUGUCAAUCAUAAUAAGAUAUAACUUGAAUGUUAGUUAUAUUUUAUAUUAGAAGCAAUAAUAGUUAUCCAGUAAUUUAUAUUUGUUUCUAUUAUUUAUUUAUGUCAUCUUGUUUACCAGGCGGACACUCAUAUAUUACCAAUUAAAUUAGAUUUAUCAUAGUAUUACCGCAACAGUAUUAGGCACUUUCAUGCAAAUUAGUAGGUUAAUAAUUAAUUGUCCAUUGUUUUAAAGUUUGGUAACAAGUUAGCCAGAAUGUAGUACAUCUAUUGUGUCAAUUACAUUAAAAUAAAUGAACAAUGAUUGAUUACGAUUACUUACUAAAAUAUUGUAUUAUGCCUCCAGUACAUACCUUAAGGCUUGAAUACACACAACGCGCUGCGGAAACGUGUCCAAUACGGCUCCUAGAAUUUGUCGUGCAAGGCACGUACCUAUCUGGCAGGAAUUAAUGCACAUCUAUCUUUCGAAAAGCAUUUUGGCUGCUUCAUUGAGCUCUGUCACUCACCGUAACGUGGCGUCCAUCUCAAUGACAGAGAUAACGAUUUACGAAACCGUUCUCUUGCUAAAAUUUGAUGUGCAAUAUUUCCUGGUACUGGGCUUACUGUACUGUAUGAAGAGAAUCACAUUUCCGAGCGCGCUUUGCUCCAUGCAGCUGCAGUCGAGUGCGUCAGCUUAGGUGCGUGUGAUAGUUCGUGCACGCGUAUGCGCGCGUUCUUUGUUACGUCCUUCCGUGCGGUUUCCGUCGCGCUUUCUGUGUGUCCAUGCGUUAAAAGUACCGGUUUCUCACAUGCAUAAUACUCAGUCACGUCAUGAUUUUUAAUAUGUAACAAUAAUAUUUACUAACUGUAAGUAAGGUAAACAAAAAAUAAUGAUGAUAUAGUUAUAAUGUGUAGUGAUGUGUGAAGUAAAGAUAACAAAAAUGAGUAAAAGAGAACUGUGAUGGGCAAUAAAAUGCGUUUAUCCAAGGCUAGAGUAAGAUUGUGAUUAUGAUUUCAGAAAAUACUGAUUGAAAAUAAUAAUUAAUUAAUAAGUUAAAAUGUUGAAUGUUUAAAUAAAUCGAUUUAUAAUGAAA
Molecule: messenger RNA, 4604 nt
Organism: Maniola jurtina (meadow brown)
Lineage: Eukaryota; Metazoa; Arthropoda; Insecta; Lepidoptera; Nymphalidae
Gene: nes
Product: lysophospholipid acyltransferase 5
Exons: 4
Coding region: 138-1568 (476 amino acids)
Biological process (GO): lipid modification; phosphatidylcholine biosynthetic process
Cellular component (GO): membrane
Molecular function (GO): 1-acylglycerophosphocholine O-acyltransferase activity; lysophospholipid acyltransferase activity
Source: RefSeq, a predicted model, not a curated record